AUUACACGAUCCGCUAUGCGCAUACGUACGUCCGUACGAUAUACGGAGCUUGUAUGGACAUCGACAGGACCGUCAAUGCAUGUUGACUUGUUCUUCAUUCUUGCCGACUGCUGGGUAUUUUCCUUUGGUAUAUAGCGUUAAUUUUGCAGUUUCUUAUAGGAUAGAUGACCAACAACAACCAGCCAUCGUGGCGUCGAAAAUGAGCUUUCUGUUCGGCGGGAGGUCGACCAAGACAUUCAAGCCAAAGAAGAACAUUCCAGAGGGGACGCAUCAGUAUGAGUUGAUGAAACAUGCUGAGGCCACCUUGGGCAGUGGCAACCUCAGGCUAGCCGUGGUCCUACCGGACGGGGAGGAUCUGAACGAAUGGGUAGCCGUCAAUACUGUGGACUUCUUCAAUCAGAUCAACAUGCUGUAUGGCACCGUCACAGAAUUCUGCAUGGCAGACUCGUGUCCGGUGAUGUCUGCAGGCCCAAAAUAUGAGUACCACUGGGCUGACGGGCAGACAGUCAAGAAACCCAUCAAGUGCUCAGCCCCCAAAUACAUAGAUUAUCUCAUGACGUGGGUACAAGAUCAGCUCGAUGAUGAGACGAUAUUCCCGUCAAAAAUCGGCGUGAGUUUCCCUAAGAACUUCUCCACCAUUGCCAAGACGAUACUCAAGCGUCUGUUCCGGGUCUACGCCCAUGUCUACCACCAGCACUUCUCAGAGAUCGUCAAACUCGGGGAGGAGGCCCAUCUCAACACCUCCUUCAAGCACUUCAUCUACUUCGUCCAGGAGUUCAACCUCAUCGAGUCGAAAGAGUUGGCGCCCCUCCAGGACCUCAUUACAUUAUUUAACGGCAAACCCUAAUUCUAUAUUUAAUUUUUUAAAAAAUUUUUAAUUUAAGUUUUAGGAUGCGGAUAACUGUUUUCAUGACUAAUGACAGAAAUGGCUUAAAGGCAUCAGAGUUGAGGCAAUAUAGUUUGAAACAGCCCAUGCCUAGGCUUAUCUUUUUCAAGAAAUUGGGGAUAUGGUGAAAGCAAUAAUGAGGGUUCACUUUUACCUUGGCCUUUUCAGUCUGCACUUAAGAUGAAAGAUAGCACAGUCUGUGACACAUACAUCCAAUUGAUGUUGAGUUCUCCGUCAGUUGCAUUUUUUCUGGUACUCAUUAGAUGAUGGCCGCUGAGUUUCUGACCGUGAGUUCUCCGAGUUGUAGUGAGUCAUGUUUGUCCAGCUCUGUUUUAUCCAAUCACCAUUGAGUUUCAGACCUUGAGAUCUCAGCAUUGGAGUGAGUCAUAUAUCACUCUGCACUCAUCACAUGACCAACAAGUCUCCGAUUUUGAGUUCUCCAAAUGGGACUUGAUCGUAUUUUUAUUUUCACUUGUCUACUGAUAAUUUUUCAGUGGAUUUUUUUUUUUGCACUUCAGUCAUGGUAUAGACUCUUUAAGGCAUUGGUUGGCACAUACUCUAUUUUGGCUUUUAUGUGUUGUGCACCAAGUCAGCUUUCUUACACAUUGAAGUCCAACUUCUGCCUGUGUGAACAUUUAUUCAAACAUCCUGAGAAACUAAGUGGUUAUCUAGUGCUACAGAUACCUUGGGAGUAAAAUUGCUUCAUUGCGCAAAAGUAGAUAUUACAAUACCUCAUACACAUUAUCAAAAGCCAAGUUUUCACUGGUCCGUUCACCAUCACAUAUCAGCCGCUAGUUUUGCUGUUUACCAAACGCGCACACGAGGUUGCACGCACAGGUUUAUUAUACUACGCCUGCGCUUUACAAAGCAAUCGUGGAACUUAAUUGUGGCACGGGAUAGUGCGCGCGCAUGAACAUCGCCCGAGCUACAUGAAAAGAUGGGGGCACACGCACAACGUUUUGCCGAGAAAAGUGAAAUUUUGGUGAAUAUGUGUGAGGUAUAGUAGAACAAAUAAAACAUGGUUUAUUUCGGGUGGAUAGUCGAUAGUACAUCCCCUCCGUGUCGGAAGUUGACAAACUAGUUCCCUUAGCUUUGCCUAGGGGAACGUGUUUGUCAACUUUUAAUAUCUCGAGGAACUAGUAUCGACAACCAACCCGCAAACUAUGUUUUAUUUGUAUAUUAGCACACGAGCAACCACAAACAUGAGCUCAGUGUUGACAUAUUGCUACAUCUUCAUAUAUGCCAAUAUCUUUAACCAUCCUGCUAUUAAUAAACAGUCACAGAUCACAGUCCAAAUUUCCACCCACUUCCCCUGCUAUACUUUUAACACAGGCUAUUCACCAGCAGUCGGAUCAUAUGUCAAGCGAGCACUGUGACUAGUCAAACUCAGUCAACAGACCAUGAACAGACAAAGCAGGCAAGUUGUGGUCACAGGUUUUUUAUCACCUACCUAGAGUCAAAGCAUAGCUGCAUCAAGUUACUUAAACAGUCCCAGCCAGUCAAUCCUGCCUUAUGUAGCCUGGGAAUUCUUAACUGUUGAAAACAGUCACUUGUUUGAUUUUGACUUGAAGGACUACUUGGCACAGAAUGUAUGUUCGCAUAGGAGGGUUAAUUCCAAGUUCAGAAAGUGUUUUGUUUUGUGAAAAUGUCGCAGCAGAAUUGAGCUACAAGCAGUUGGCACUCAUCUUUGACUUCAUGCACAGUUUGUUAACCGGUGGUUUUUAUAUUUCUUUCACUUGAGAACAAUUUUUUUUUGCAUCAUUUCAGGCACGAACCAAGAGUAUGUUUUCAUGAAAAUUCAAACAAAUGCAAUCAUCAAGUGCCUUUAAAAAAAAAAAAUCAAGCCAUUGAUGUCAAAUUUUAAAUGUUCUAGGAUCCAGUAUGAGUAAUAAUGUGUGUGAUAAGUUGCUCAAAUUGUUUUAAUCCUGCUACAUUCAAUCUCCUUUUUUUAUCUCCUUUUUUUUGGCAGAAUUGUACAGUUUUUGCAUUUUUUAAUAAAUGCUCUUAACCAUUUCGUUGGGCUCAGAACUUGCUUGUGUAUCAAAAGAUUUACAUGUAUAAAAAAAAAAGCUUUGUAUUUGACGUAACUGCCAAAACCUUCCAUUUUUGCAGCCUAACGAUACAAUGAUUGUGUCUCUUUGUAACGUGUGUUUCAAAUUAACGUUUCUGGGUCGUUAAAAGUUUGUGAAUUGGUAAGUGGAGACUAAUCAAGUUAGGUUGAUGGAUACUAAAAACCACUGUGAAAUUACCAAUCAUGUAUUUAUUGAAAUAUCAAAAAUUAUUGAAUGACAGUUUAAAACAAAAACAGUCUUAAUGAUACCAUGUACAUAGCAAUUAUUACAAUCCGACUUAAACAAAAAAUUCUAGCAAAAUUAACUUUUCCUGUCCAUAUUGAAAAGAAUCCAAGACAUUGGAAGCCUGUUUAAUUAUUUCCAAAUUUUGAUGCACAUGUCAGCAUGUGUGUAGCAACCUGCUAUUGGUACCAAAAAAUACCCUGUUUUUAGUAUCUGUUGUUCUGUUGUUUUAGUAUCAGAUACUGCAACUCAUCAGUGGAACAUAUUCCGAAGCAUUUCUAGACUGCUUUUAAUAACCCAUUUGUAGUUCUUUUUUUUAAGUGUAUGUAGUUUUAAAGAUUGGUUUUCUUUGCUUCAGGUGCAGUUUUCACGAGGUGCAGUUUUCUGUGCGCCUGCAAUUGUGCACAAAUCCUGGGCCCAAUUUCAUAGCGCUGCCAAGCACGCGGUUUUGUGCUAACAGAGCCUCCGUCCAUUCCAUGCAGACCGUCAGUAGUGAGCACAACAAAAGGCUGCUUACCAUAGAAAAAGUUGCUUAACCCAAUAAUCAGUUCACGUCAGAUGAUGUGUGUACACGCAAAGGUUUUGCAGUAUUUGGAACGGAUGACGGAUAAACACGCAACGAGCGAGGUCGGAAAUGUCUGUGUGCGACCCGUUUGCAGCGAGCGAGGCCGGAAAUAUCCGGGUGUGCUACCCGCAGAUGACGGCCAGAACCCAUCCGGCAUUGAGGUUCGUGAAAAACAAUCCCAUGCCUGGGUCCGGUCAAUGUCAAAAUGAUCCCGGCGUGAACUGGUUAAAAUCAGUGACUUAACAUUUGAAAUCUCCAUGUGCGCGCAACCAUUAGCACAUCCACAACCGAUAUAACCGAUAAGCAGCGCCAUGAAAUUGGCCCUUGGAUUGUUUAAUGACUAUAGACCCAAGAUUGAACAUUGUAUCUCUGUUGCAAAUAAUCUAUUUUACAAGCAUAACUAAUUAACCUCUUUCAUGAGCCAGGAAGGAGGUCGGAAACAACUCACUGUUUAAUUUUAUAGAUUCAAAACAUUUACUUUUGUUUGACAAAGGGUACCUGAUCAGAGAUGUAGAUAUUGGCUUCCCUCAAGUAAGAGCGGAAACUACUUGGUCUGCUAAUACUGAGUUUUUAUGAGUUUCUGAUCUUUAUUUAACUAAUUAUCUACAGGUCUGAGUCUGUCAAAUUGCUAGUGUUGUAGUCUAGUCCAGCACCCUUCUGGAAAAGAAUUCCAUACGUGGACAUCACUAAUUUUUCCCUGCAGUGACCUAUCGGGAAGCAAUAAAAUGUCAAAUUUAGCAGGGAAACAUAUUGGAACAUUUACUGAGAAAAUUCGUUGACCGGGUCCUGGCUACUGACCGAGGAGUGGUCAUUGCGGGACGAGCGGUCGUCCCUGACCGACGCAGAUUUUUCAGACCAAUCUCAUAGGGUUUGUUAACAGGGUGUCAAGCGAUGUCCAGGUAUGGGAAGUCUUCCCCAAAUCUGUACGAGUCCUCAGAGGUCCAUCACUAGUCCUCCAGCUCCAAGUCAAGUCACAAGCUAUUCAAAUGAACUGUGACGAAGACAUUCCUUGAUUAUUGCUCACCCCUGGUUACUUGUGACUGGACUUGUGAAACGACUCUGGCACGAUCUACAGACUUGUGAUAUGGACUGGACCACAACACUUCAAUCCAUUGACCAAAAAUAUUUCAGUCCGUCUUCAAUUUCCUGUGUAAAUGCUUAGCAGAGAAGUUGGUCAAUUGCAGUGAAUAAGCAAUCUUAAGCAUUUCCUAUCAUUGCAGAUAAAAUUGUCUAUGUAAAAAUCAUGAUAUUUAAUCUGUAAAACUGUAGCCCCCCCCCCCCCCUGUACAAAACAUUGACUUAAAGGGGAACCGCCAUCAUAGGGCUUGAUAGCUCAGCUGGUAGAGCACUGGAUCGGCAAUCCGGAGGUUGCAGGUUCAAACCCCACUCCAGUUGGUCAAGUCCUUUAACUUUUUUUUUUUAAUCGGUAAAAAUGUAGUUACUACUCGGAUGCUUUUUGACAAAUUGGAUUUUAUAUCCGUUUUUGCUGGCAAAAUUUCUACUAAUUUCUUGAAUGGUAUUCAUUUGACGGAUGAACAUUGGCAACAGUGACAAAGUGUGUUGAAUUAAUUAGAGUUUACGAAACUUGUUAUGUAUAUAGUUUGCUAGAGAAUUUAUGGAGGUACUGCUAGUGUUUGGCUUGUCCAGAAAUUAAUUUUGUUGUUGUUGAAUAUUUAUGUACGUAUUUAUUUUUGGUAAUUUACCUGUUCAAGAGUAAUUAAGUUUGAAAUAGUUAGUCAACAGCAUCAGAUAUUGGGUUAAAUUCGGAACUGCUUGUAGGAGAAGGGUUCCCAGGUUCUCUGAGAACAAGUUGCAACAUUUUAAAAAUCUGCAGUGCAGAUGCUUUUUAUUGACUUGUUUUAAGUCACCGGUGCAUCUAGAUAUCUCACCUUGUUAGUCUAAUUAUGGAAUAAUGAUUAAUUAAUAAAAAUUACAAAUGAAGGAAAUGUC
Patiria miniata (bat star) is the source of this 5695-nucleotide messenger RNA. Its product is annotated as MOB kinase activator 1B-like. Gene Ontology annotation, biological process: hippo signaling; positive regulation of protein phosphorylation. The record is from RefSeq and is a predicted model, not a curated record. The transcript has 5 exons. Gene Ontology annotation, cellular component: nucleus; cytoplasm. Gene Ontology annotation, molecular function: protein kinase activator activity. NCBI's taxonomy places the organism in Eukaryota, Metazoa, Echinodermata, Asteroidea, Valvatida, Asterinidae. The coding region runs from base 80 to 847 and encodes 255 amino acids.